AACCGCCAAGAUGCUCUUCUCAACACUAUCAGCACUCGUCCUCGCAGCGACAGCAUCAGCCCACAUCGUCAUCUCCUACCCGGGCUGGCGCGGCAAUAACCUCAUUACCAAUGAAACCUUCCCCUAUGGCAUGCAAUGGAACUACCCAUGCGGCGGCAUGCACGUCACCCAAAACCGCACCUACUGGCCCACGACGGGCGGUGCCCUCGCCUUCCAACCAGGCUGGUUCCAAGGCCAUGCCCAGGCAAUGAUGUAUGCCAACAUGGGCUUCGGCAGCGACGGGCCCGACGGCGGUCCCCUCAAUAUGUCCUUCCCCAUGGUCCCCGUCUUCCAAAUCCUUGGCCCCAGCAAGAACCCUUACCCGGGCACCGUCUGCCUCCCGCAAGUGCCUCUGCCAGCGAACACCACCGUCAAGGCCGGCGAUCAUGCCACGAUCCAAAUUGUCGAGCUUGCUGUACACGGCGCCGCUCUGUUCUCGUGCGUCGAUAUUGAAUUCGCUGAGCCAGGCGACCCAAAAAUCGGAAAGGUCAACGAGACGAACUGCUUCAACUCCACUGAUAUUGGCUUCGGCGACGUCUACACCAUCACGACAAAAGAGUCUGGCGCAGGGUAUGUGCAAGGAACAUCCGCCGCCGCAAGGAUGACGACAGCAACGAGCUUCUCUGUCGCUAGGUUGCUCCCGCUUCUGCUCGGUGUGCUCUGGGUCGUGCUGUGAUUCAGCCACACGGCCUAAAUUCAACGAGGAGUUAUUCGGGGAGCUUUAUGGACGGGAUGGAUGGAUCAUAACUUGAGGAAGUCUGUACAAUCAUGGAAGGCAUUAAAGGACGGCGUUUUUUUUUUCUUCUUUUUUUUUUCUUUUUUUGUUGGAAAUGGUGGAAUGGCUCCAACUGGCUGGAGACCGAAGGUGGUUUUCUCCCUCUUCUUUCCGAAGUACUUAUUCCUUUUCAAAGUAACCCCACAAACGAUGCUCGCUCAUCGCGAUCACAAUUUCAGGAAUGUUCAAAAACAUUAACAGAUUAGUCCUCGUUGAUUUGGCGUAGGAAUGCUGAAAUGUUGACCAGCACGUGUUCGUUGGACACCCUUCGCAGUCCUGUCCGACGAUAUUGGACAUACGACUACCUUACGCUGGGUUUAGUAACAAGGUAGUCAUAACAUCGAACGCUUAACUAUAUCAUAUACCAGUUUGGCCAUACUGGAGAACAA
This is a messenger RNA of Colletotrichum godetiae, 1203 nucleotides long. RefSeq lists its product as uncharacterized. NCBI's taxonomy places the organism in Eukaryota, Fungi, Ascomycota, Sordariomycetes, Glomerellales, Glomerellaceae. The transcript has 3 exons. The record is from RefSeq and is a predicted model, not a curated record. The coding region runs from base 11 to 715 and encodes 234 amino acids.